UACGCUUGCUCAAACUUUCCAGUCUGAUGAGCGCAGGCUGCAUGAGAGUAUGUGUCAAUGUAAGGACUAUUUAUUGAAGCUAAAUUACAGAAAAGUUUUACUCGGUGUGUUCCUUAUUUCGACAACAUCCACUAUAAUAGUGAUCACCAACUUUUCGAGCAAGUUCGUCAGAAAAAGCACCAGCUACCACAACAACCUGACACGGCAAUAUUCUUUCGUGCAUGUCGAAAAGAAGACUGAAAACAUCAGGCCGCUGAUACUACUGUGGAACCCUGAAUGGGGGUAUGCCAAGAUACACCGGCAAGAUGGCUUCGCAGCCGGCCUCUGCACGGUCACAUAUAACCAGAGCCGAGUUUCAGAAGCACGGGCAGUUGUUAUUCACUUUACUGAUGUGACAAGGGAGUUGCUUGAAUGGGAAAACAAGACAAGAAACCCAGAUCAAUUCUUUGUGUUCUGGUCGGUUGAAGCUCCGUCGUACCUGCAGUAUUAUAACACAAAGGCAAAGUGGUACAAAGACGAUCACUUUUUUAACUGGACAAUGACUUAUCGGCGAGACUCUGAUAUUUUUGCGCCGUAUUUAGAAGCCGGUGUGGCCCGGGACAUCUUCUCGCGAAGAUUAAAAGAUACUGGCGCGGCUGUAGCUAAGAAGACUAGAGUCGCCCUGUGGCUGGUCAGUAACUGCAAUGUUCUCUACGGAUCGGUCGAACGAAUGAAAUAUGUCGAUAAAUUAAUAGAAGCAGGUCUGCCGGUCGAACGUUUUGGAAAAUGCUUCAACAAUGCGGCAGAGUUUAACGACUUAUCUCUUGAUAGACUUGCGUCAUAUAAAUUUUAUCUCGCUUUUGAAAACGCGUUACAUUGCAAAGAUUACGUUUCGGAAAAAUUCUGGCAAAACGGUAUACAGUCGUGGAGGGUACCCGUUGUUUGGGGGGCGAGGAAAGAAGAUCUUUUGCGUCUUGUUCCAGAAAACUCAUUCAUUCAUGCAGAUGAUUAUGAAACAGCUGCAGACCUGGCCGAAUACCUUAUAUAUUUGGACAACAAUACAACGGCGUAUACUGAAUAUUUUAAUUGGUUUGGUUCAAAUUAUACCACAGAAUAUCUGGCAACACUGUACGAGCGAACUGCUGAAACUUUACUCUGCGACAAACUGCUGGCAAAACCAGAGCCAAAAAUUAUUCCGUCGGUUAAAGAAAAUAUUUUUAGCUCUGAAUCAGAGGACUGUUUAAAGGAGAAAACUCUAAUAAAUGAUUGA
Molecule: messenger RNA, 1249 nt
Organism: Ciona intestinalis (vase tunicate)
Lineage: Eukaryota; Metazoa; Chordata; Ascidiacea; Phlebobranchia; Cionidae
Source: RefSeq, a predicted model, not a curated record